Molecule: messenger RNA, 4020 nt
Organism: Seminavis robusta
Lineage: Eukaryota; Bacillariophyta; Bacillariophyceae; Naviculales; Naviculaceae
Source: the annotation of a GenBank genome assembly
AUGGCAAGCUUACGUCGAGAUACUCCAGCAGGACGCGCUGCUCUUGCCCGACGUCGCCAACGUGCUGCUGCUGUAGUGGACCAUUCGUCUCGCUUUGCCAAUGAAGAAGGAUUGGUAGACGGCACCGGUGCUCCUACUUCUAUUAGUCAGAACUUGGGUCAGCAUCAGCAUCAUUCUGCUGCUAGUAGUACGAGUGGCGGUGCCAGUGUGGAUGCUCCAGACUCAUAUUCUCAGCAUCAACAACAACGAACGAUUCCCCCGUCACACCAGGCACAACCACAACCUGCUUCGGCUGUGGAUAUUCAAUCACCCGACAAAUUAUUGGCACGCAGCGCCCAGGUGGCGCAGGCCGCAGCUUCGGUUCUGGCUUCGGUCCGGAAAAGUCGACAACCUCCGCCUCAGGCAGUCAAUACGAGUUUUGUCAGCGAAGAAGAAACAGAAGAAGAUGCUGUGGACUACUCGUAUUCGCACCAACCACAGCAGGAAUCCUUUUAUGAAAUGCCAGGAUACAAUCCCACCACGGAAGCCACCAAUAUAGCAUCGCAACUAUUGGCGGCCAAGCGACACAAUACCACUACUCGACUGCGACAACAGCAGCAGCAACAACAACAACGUACACCCAAUAAUCCGAGAGGAUACCAGCCCAGCAGGGAUGACACGGACGACGAACAAGAGGAGCAACAACAAUCCAGUAAUCAGCAGCAGCAAGUAGAACGGCGGCAAGGUGACGGGGAAACCAUGGAAGACUUAGAGCCACUCAUAGUAUCGAGUGAAGAUCCCUUUGAAACCAUUGAUUCCUGCACACUCUCAUCCGGGUCCAUUAUCAGUCUACGAUCCGUGGCGACUUCGGCGACCGUUACUGCCAGCAUUCAAAAUCAGAACAACAACAAUUCCGAAGAAUCCAUCGCGGUCGUUGCGGGGGCUGGAUUGGGGGCUCCCGAAGAAAUCUUUCAAAUUGUCAAAAUCAACACACCUACUUCUUCCAGUAGCAGCCAUCAAACCGAUGCCUCUUUGGAUCCAUCCUCGGCACUGCUACGGUGGGGAGAUACUAUUGCUCUGGUGUCACCACAUUUGGUAGAUCCAGCCAAUGAAAAACCAAUGGCAUUGGGUAUCAAACGGACGACUUCUACUGCAACCCGACAAGCCCCGCACAUUGGAUGGUUUCGAUCCACACGGGGACCAUCCGAAUUGUGGACCGUCCUUCGAGGUCCGGAUCGUCUCCAAACGCAACUCCGCAUUGGAUUGGCAUCCUUACAGAGUGCUCGCAUCCUGGCACAAAAUCGAGCCAAACAAGGAGCACUCACCCGACUGGUACAUUCCGGGGAUCCCAUUCUCCUGCGCCACAAUGAAACGGGAGGAUUGUUGUCCAUGUCAUCGUCAUCAUCGAAUAAUAAUGAUGGCUCCUUGGUACUCUUGUCGGAUGCCUACGAGGCACCACAGGGAGCCGUCAUGGAUUCCAUGACGCAGUUGCAACGCAACAACAGUCCCAGAGACUCUGAUACCUUUGUGUUGCUCGAAUCCAGUGUCCCGCCAUGUCCACGGUGGAUCUUGGGGGGAGGGACCAGCAGUAGCUGCAAUACAACCUACAACCCGAUAGGACAUCGCAUGUACUUGCAUCAAACCUUCACGGCAGAACCCAAUCGCAAUGGCGGAUCGAACAAUCUGCAGAAAAAACUCUUUGCAACGACUGCCAGGAAUACAAUGGCAGCCGCAGCUGCAGCACAACAUAAUAAUAAUGUCAAUCCAAAGAUGAUGAAGCUGGAAGAUCAAGAACGAAUUCUGUUGGAUGAAGUCAUUGGGGCAUGUUUGGGGUUGGAAGGAAAGUUCAUUCGCACCAAAAGGAUACCGGUGCAGCACGACGACGACGAAGAGAUGAAUGGCUUAACUGCUAUUAUGACACCGGAACAACUCGAAUUUGGUUUUGCCGAGGAGAACGACUCGUCGUUCUUUGACAGUGGUCUUGGAAACCUCGCCAGACAAGUACUGCCUCUGGCCACUGCCUACACACACGUGAGUGCUUUCCUAGGCGCCCAUCAGCCCGGAUACGAAUAUGGUAGCGUGAUGCAAGCGUUUUGUGAGGCGCUCGAAGCGAUUUUGAAGGAAUACGUUGAUUUUGUCGGAACUAUGGAGCAGCAGCUGAGGCAACCAGCAGUCCAAGAAGGCAGUGAAGGGGGCUUGACGUUACAACGCCUCCAUACGCACCUAAUGCCGUCAUUGGAAACCAUGUCUCUCUUGAAGCGUGUGACUGUUGCUGUAAAGAGCAAAGCAGGCGGUGCUCUUUUGAACUGCCUUGCGUCCAUCAAGUCCAUGUCGUGCGAGGGAGAUGUCGUCGCCAACAAGGUGCUUUCCUUCUUGCUGGACAGAUCCUCCAUUCCAUACAUGGGAAUGCUGACGACCUGGCUGCAGUACGGUCUUUUGAAGGAUCCAUACAAGGAGUUCAUGAUAGAAGUGCGGAAUCCCAUUGCGGGAGGAGGGCACUACAAUGGCACAUCGAAGCGCAAUGGGCGGCCGGACCUUAGCGAAGAAUCGUUUGUGCUCAAGGAUGAGAAUGUGCUCAGUGAUCUCGAAACUUCGGGCGCUUUGAUUCAAAAGGUGGCGGCAACCGGAAAGUAUCGGCGCGCAGUCAGAAUUUGUCAGUCAUCGGAAAGAAAGACGGCGCCACUCAACAGCGAAGAGGAACAGAACGGAGGGAAGCCAAAGUUUCUGCUUCGUUACGGGUUGGACUUUAACAGCCUCUCAUCCUUCAUUCAAUCGAUGUAUGAAGGUGCCAGCCGUGCACUGCAAUAUUUUCUGCUCGGUCAUGGCGACUUUUUGGACAGCUUCUUAGAUAGCGCCGAAGACGAGCUUGUAAAGGACCUCGGCGACAUUUCCAGCGGUCGGAUCCAGCAUUGGCUUCGAACGGCAGUCCAGUUGACGAACAAGGCCGACAGGCACACCAAGCAAUCAAAACAGACCACAAAGACACGACCAAGCCUUACUCCUCUGGCACUUCGGUGUCGAUUUGUGCCAAUCAGCCUGAUACAACACGUAGACUCCGUUGACUUUUCCGGUGAUGGUGAAAUAUCCCGCAGCAACAAGGAAUCGGCACGAGAAGACAGUCUCCUGGGAACGCCGUUGCGCGAUGCUGUGGGAAUCUCGAACAAGGGCUUGACGGGGGUCGAAACCUUUCUGUUGGAGUAUCCUUCGGUACCAUUCCCUUUGUCUCUGGUGCUGAAGGAGAGUGCACUUGACAGCUACCAGCUGCUCUUCCGUUUGCUCUUUUUCGCAAAGUACGCGGAACGCCGGCUUCUAGGGAUUUGGCAAGACCACAUGCAGGUUAAGGAGCUCAGCUCAGUGCGGGGUCUUUUUGGCCAAACCUUUUUACUGAGGCAACGAAUGCUGCACUUUGCACAAAAUCUGAUCUACUACUUUGUGUUUGAAGUUAUUGAGCCAAAUUGGCACCAGAUGGAGGAGACUAUCGGUAGCCCUUCCAAAGCAUACAGGCGAACGGUUGACGAUCUUGUUGCUAUCCACAACACAUUCCUCCGCAGCUCUCUUGAAGCAUGCCUGCUGACGAACAGGGAACUUGUUCGGACACUCAGCAAAAUCUUGACAACAUGCUUGAUGUUCGCGGAUCAGAUGAAGCUUUUCACUGAGGCAACGAGGAUUUACGAUGACAGCUCUCUCAUUGCUGUUGAGCGGCGAGAAGCUAUCCAACGUAGUUUGAACGAUCGAGGCAGUGGUGGUACGAAACACCCCGUGGACAAGAGUGCUGUCCGUGAAGCUCUGUCGUCAUUCAAACAAGACAGGCAAGUCAGGCUGAAGAAACAGAAACGACGAGUGGGACGAGAGCUAGCCAGCGAGUCAUAUCGACGCAUGGUUGGAAGGUUUGAAGAGGUAUUCAGCGCCUAUCUCUCAGAAUUCAUGACACAGUUGAACGGGGAUGUCGGCACAUCCAAUCAUACUCACCAAACCAACCUCAGCAGUCGCCUAGACUACAACGGAUUUCUCUUUUCCUCGGUUCAGAAUUAUGUCAAUUAG